AUGUCGGACGCCGCCACUGCUGCGCAAACUGCGCCGGCCGCGCAAAAGUCGGAUGACGCGAAGGAAGCCGGUUCCAAGUCGCCGGCAAGCCCGGUUGCGACAGCUGAUGGGAAGCCUGAUGCCGCUGGCGCGAGCGACGACAAGACCGACGCGACUCCUGCCGACGAUGCCGACAACAAGUCCACCCAAGGCAAGUACAAAUUACUUUAUAACGAGUCGAGCGACAAGACCGAACAAGAAAAGGGAGACGUCGAGAUGAAGGACGCGGCUGAGGAUGCUAAAGAGUCGGGCGAUGAUGAUGGCGCCACCACCGUCGCAGAGAAGGUCACAGAGGUCGUCGCCGACGUGGCUGACAAGAUCGCAAAGGCGCCAGGUGCGGUUGCCGACGCCGUUGCCGAGGUCGCGGACAAGGUCACGCAGGCGCCGUCAACGCCUGCGGCCGACAAGAGUGGCAGCAGCAAAUCGCGCAGGAAGUCGAACGCGACAGCCGGAGAAGCCAAGCGGAAGCUCAACAAAAAGGGCUCGCGGGCCCGGAUAACGCACACGGACGCCAAGCCCGGUGACUAUUUCUUCAUCAAGCUCAAGGGCUAUCCCAAGUGGCCUGGCAUCGUCUGCUCAGAGGACAUGCUACCACAGACGCUGCUCAGGACGCGCCCUGUCACGGCGAUGAAGGCCGAUGGAACAUAUCGGGACGACUAUGCGGAUGGUGGCAAGCAGAUGCACAACAGGACGUUCCCGGUGAUGUAUCUAGCCACCAACGAAUUCUCUUGGAUCCCCAACACAGACCUCGAAGAUCUCGAUACCUCAACCGUUGCCGACUUGAUAACCCCCAAGAUGCGCAAAGACCUACAGGCUGCUCACGAGCUCGCAGCCGAGAACAACGACCUCGACUACUUCAAGGAUCUUCUCAUUAAGCAUCAGGAGCAUCUGUUGGAGGAAGAGAAGGAGUUGAGGGCGGCUGAGGCGGCUGCGACGGCCAAGGCAGAGGCAAAGGCUGCGUCUUCCAAGAAGGCGGCAAAGAAGACAUCUGCUGCCAGGGAGAGCACAGACGACGAUGUAGAGAUGGCCGAUGCUGGUGAUGAUGAUGAAGUUCCGGCUCAGGAGAAGAAGACUUCCAAGAAGCGCAAGGCUGAGGAAGAGGCUGCUACUCCCCAGCGUGCAGAUUCGGUCAAAAAGCCAAAGAUAAAGCUCACCACCAGCUCUACCCCUAAGACGGCCAACGGCGCCUCCACGCCCAAAUCUGCCAAUCCCGCAUCAGAGGCGAAGCCCAAGGCGGCCAAGGCUAAGAAGCCAGCGGCGGAGAAGAAGGUCGAGAAGGCGGAGAAGGCGGAGAAGGCGGAGCCAGUGGUACCAAAAGAGCCGGAGCUCUCUCCUGAGGAGAAGCACCAACGGAAAGAGAAAGAGGUCUUGUUCCUUCGUCACAAGCUCCAAAAGGGACUCUUGACGCGUGAUCAAGAGCCCAAGGAGGCUGAGAUGAAGACCAUGUCCGAAUUCAUCACCAAGCUCGAGGGCUUCCCAGACCUCGAGGUUAGCAUCAUCCGGGCGACCAAGAUUAACAAAGUGCUCAAGGCGAUCCUCAAGCUAGAGAAUAUCCCCAAGGAGGAGGAGUUCAAGUUCAAGCCGAGAUCUCAGUCGCUCCUGGACAAGUGGAACAAACUGCUGGCCGGCGAUGGGGGUUCUGGUUCGGCCAACGGGGUCAAUGGAUCGUCCAAGAAGUCUGCUGCCGCUACCAGCGAAUCCAAGGCGGAAAAGAGUGACAAGAGCGACAAGAGCGAGACCAAGUCGGAGCCAUCAAGUGCAAAUGGAGUCAAGGAGAACGGUGACGCAGAGAAGGAGGCCACGCCAGUCAAGGCCGACGAACCAGCGACCAAGAGCGAAGAGCCAUCCGUAGCAGCAGAGAAUGACAGUGACGCAAAAGAGGAUGAUACCAAGCCUACGGAGGCCGCCGAGGCAGCUGCUUGA
Molecule: messenger RNA, 1962 nt
Organism: Pyricularia pennisetigena
Lineage: Eukaryota; Fungi; Ascomycota; Sordariomycetes; Magnaporthales; Pyriculariaceae
Exons: 6
Coding region: 1-1962 (653 amino acids)
Biological process (GO): anterograde axonal transport
Cellular component (GO): mitochondrion
Source: RefSeq, a predicted model, not a curated record